AUGAAAUUAGAAAUUGAUCCGAAAACAACGCAUCAUAAAAUGAUCUUAGAGCAUCCAUCACUCAAAUUUAUCACCAAAAGAUGGUAUCAUGGAUACAGGGCAGAUAUAGAAAUUAGUGGACAUAUAAAUCCACAAAUGGUUGGUUAUGGCUGCAGUCUUUUUGUUGGUGAUAUGACAAUUAGUACAAUAAGUACACACCAUUUUGUACCAUUAAAACGACGUUUAAGCUUAGUGGACGAUAACAUCAUAGAAUCGUCCAAUGAUUUUCUAGCCUGA
This is a messenger RNA of Brugia malayi, 276 nucleotides long. RefSeq lists its product as uncharacterized. Bases 1 to 276 code for a protein of 91 amino acids. The record is from RefSeq and is a predicted model, not a curated record. The transcript is spliced from 2 exons. Lineage: Eukaryota; Metazoa; Nematoda; Chromadorea; Rhabditida; Onchocercidae.